UCACAAUGCCCCGAUCCACAGAACCAAAAGAGAAUCUCCCACCUCUCCACACCUACACAAUCGCCUACAUCACCUCCCUCCCCAAAGAACAAACCGCCAUGCUCGCCACCCUCGACACCAUCCACAACCAGCAUACCCCCACCCCCGCAAGCGACAAAAAUACCUACACUCUGGGCUCCAUACCACCGCACAACAUCGUCCUAGUCUGCCUUCCCACCAUGGGAACAACCUCCGCCGCGAGCGCCAUGACAUCGCUUCUGCACACGUUCCCGUCCAUCAGGUUCGUGCUGCUCGUUGGGGUGGCGGGCGGUGUUCCGAGCAAUGGGGUGAGGCUGGGUGAUGUGGUUGUUAGUGUACCGGUUAGUGGUGGGUAUGGGGGCGUGGUGGGAUGGGAUAUGGGGAAGUUAGUAGCUGGGGGGAAGAUAGCAAUGCAACAUGCUGGAGGGAGCUUGAACCGGCCGGGGAGUAAGUUGCUUGGGGCGGUGAAUCGGUUGAGGAGCGAGUAUGAGUUGUAUGGGGUUGGGGUGGGGAGGGUUCUGAGGGAUUUGGAGGUGAGGGGAGGGUUGAGUCUGGGGAGGGAGUUUACGAGGUGUGAAGGGUUGAGGGAUCCGGUUGAUUUCGGGGAUAGGGACGGGGAAGAACGGAGGUGGUGGCUGUGGGGUGUUCUGGGGAGGAUGGUUUGGAGGCUUAUUGGUGCUGUUAUGGUAGGUGUUUUUGGGUUUGGGUUGAGGGGUGUGAAGAUUGGGGUGGAAGCGGGGAGGAAGGAAAGGGCGAGGGGUGUGAUUGGGGAAGAGAAAAAAGGUAGGAAGCAGGUGAAUGUGCACUACGGCCUUGUUGCGUCUGGGAACUGGGCUGUGAGGGAUGCCAAGGCUCGAGAUGCUCUUAAUAAGAGAUUUGAUGGGCAAUUGCUCUGUAUAGAGAACGGUGGAGCUGCCGGGGUGAUGAAUGAGAUUCCGAGCAUUGUCAUCUGUGGGAUUUCAGAUUAUGCGGACGCGAGCGCGAAUGAGGACUGGCAAGCAUAUGCUGCUACUGUGGCUGCGGCUUAUGCGAAGGAGCUGCUGAUGUUUCUACACCCGUGUGUUGACGAUAUGGAGAUGCUUUGUCGUUCUAGGGCUGGGGUUGAGAAUGGUAAGGAAUAUAUAGGACAAAUAGGGUCCGCUCCCUCCAGAGACCAUAAAUGCCCUGUCUUUAGUCAGGGUACACCUCCUCAGUACAGCUUACAGUGAUUCUGCAACGCCGAGGUUAGAAGAUAUCCAAACACUAGUGUGUGUAGAAUGAUUCGGAAUGAGUGGUUCUACACAAGCCAAACCAUCGCCAUGUUAACCCUUGCAUCAUCUGCAAGACUGACCGAUCUACAUGUACUGCAGAAGAAGCCUAAUACAGCUUGGAAUUGCC
Messenger RNA from Aspergillus eucalypticola CBS 122712, 1395 nucleotides. Its product is annotated as purine and uridine phosphorylase. The record is from RefSeq and is a predicted model, not a curated record. Bases 6 to 1226 code for a protein of 406 amino acids. Gene Ontology annotation, molecular function: catalytic activity. Lineage: Eukaryota; Fungi; Ascomycota; Eurotiomycetes; Eurotiales; Aspergillaceae. Gene Ontology annotation, biological process: nucleoside metabolic process. The transcript has 2 exons.